AUGGAUAUAAUUUGUGAAAAUCACACCAGAGUCACUGAAUUUAUUCUUCUCGGUUUUACAAACAAUGCUGAGAUGUAAGUUGCUCUCUUUAUUUUGUUCCUGGUCAUCUACACAGUCACUUUGUUGGGCAAUUUUCUUGUCACAAUUACCAGUGUGGAUCCUGUUCUUCAAACACCCAUGUAUUUCUUUCUCCUAAACCUAUCACUUCUUGAAGUCUGUUUCACCUUGGUCAUGGCACCAAAGAUGCUGGUAGAUCUAGUAUCCCCCAAAAAAACUUUAGGCUGUCAUACCCAGAUGUACUUCUGCUUCUUUGGCAGCUCCGAAUGUUUCCUCCUCUCUAUGAUGGCGUACGAUCGCUUUGUGGCUAUCUGUAACCCUCUCCGUUAUUCAUUCAUAAUAAAUAGGCCUUUAUGCUUAUGGAUGGCCAUAGGCUCUUGGAUGUCUGAUGUUUCUGUCUCUAUUUUACAGAUGGCUUGGAUGAUGGCCCUUCCUUUCUGUGGACCAAGUACUGGACACAUGUUUUGUGAUGGUCUCCCAGUGUUGAAACUAGUCACUCAGGAUACAACCAUGUAUGAAAUGCAAGCACUUGCUUCCACACUGCUGUAUUUAUUGUUUCCCUUUUCCCUCAUUUUGCUCUCCUACACCCACAUUAUCACAACCAUCCCGAGGAUGCUCUCUGCUACUGGUUGCCAGAAGGCAUUCUCCACUUGUUCAUCACACCUCACUGUGGUGUCCCUUUUCUGUGGAACAGCCAGGUUGACCUACCUAUUGCCUAAAUCCAACCAGUCCCCUGAGAGCAAGAAGCUGGUGUCAUUGUCCUCCACUGUCAUCACUCCUAUGUUAAACCCAAUCAUCUACAGCAUAAGGAACAAUGAAGUAAAGGGUGCAGUCAAGAGGACAUUCACUCGAAAAGUCUUGCAGAAGUUAGAUGUGUUUUGA
Molecule: messenger RNA, 939 nt
Organism: Hipposideros armiger (great roundleaf bat)
Lineage: Eukaryota; Metazoa; Chordata; Mammalia; Chiroptera; Hipposideridae
Product: olfactory receptor 10A7-like
Biological process (GO): G protein-coupled receptor signaling pathway
Cellular component (GO): membrane
Molecular function (GO): G protein-coupled receptor activity; olfactory receptor activity
Source: RefSeq, a predicted model, not a curated record